Balaenoptera acutorostrata (minke whale) is the source of this 1975-nucleotide messenger RNA. It is a transcript of the gene BMP4, whose product is annotated as bone morphogenetic protein 4. Gene Ontology annotation, molecular function: growth factor activity; cytokine activity; BMP receptor binding. Gene Ontology annotation, biological process: BMP signaling pathway; negative regulation of apoptotic process; SMAD protein signal transduction. Gene Ontology annotation, cellular component: extracellular region. Bases 432 to 1658 code for a protein of 408 amino acids. Lineage: Eukaryota; Metazoa; Chordata; Mammalia; Artiodactyla; Balaenopteridae. The record is from RefSeq and is a predicted model, not a curated record. The transcript is spliced from 4 exons.
GAGAGGGAAAGAGGAGGAAGAAGAUGCGGGAGGGCAGAGGAGGAGGGAGGGAGGGAGGAAAGGGGAGCGCAGCUCGGCCCGGAAACUAGGUGAGCUUGGCAUCAGAGCCGAGGGACGGGAGCCUGCGACGCCGCUGCAGAUCAGGGCUGAGUAUCUCGCCUCUCUCCCUGAUGGGAUUCCCGUCCACGCCGUCUCGAGCCUGCUGCGCCCCAGUCCUCGGCCCUCGCCCAGGUUCGCUGCAGCUGUUCAGAGGUCCCCAAGAGCUGCUGCUUGCGAGCCUGCUACUGCAGGGAUCUAUGGAGCCAUUCCGUAGUGCCAUCCAGAGCAACGCACUGCCGCAGCUCCUCUGAGCAUUUCCAGCAAGUUUGUUCAAGAUUGGCUGUCAAGAAUCAUGGACUGUUAUUAUAUGCCUUGUUUUCUGUCAAGACACCAUGAUUCCUGGUAACCGAAUGCUGAUGGUCGUUUUAUUAUGCCAAGUCCUGCUAGGAGGCGCGAGCCAUGCUAGUUUGAUACCUGAGACGGGGAAGAAAAAAGUCGCCGAGAUUCAGGGCCACGCGGGAGGACGCCGCUCAGGGCAGAGUCAUGAGCUCCUUCGGGACUUCGAGGCCACACUUCUGCAGAUGUUCGGGCUGCGCCGCCGCCCGCAGCCUAGCAAGAGCGCGGUCGUCCCGGAUUACAUGCGGGAUCUUUACCGGCUUCAGUCUGGGGAGGAGGAGGAGGAGCAGAUCCACAGCAUCGGUCUGGAGUAUCCCGAGCGCCCCGCCAGUCGGGCCAACACCGUGAGGAGCUUCCACCACGAAGAACAUCUGGAGAACAUCCCAGGGACCAGCGAAAACUCUGCUUUUCGUUUCCUCUUUAACCUCAGCAGCAUCCCAGAGAACGAGGUGAUCUCGUCCGCAGAGCUUCGACUCUUCCGGGAGCAGGUGGACCAGGGCCCUGACUGGGAGCAGGGCUUUCAUCGUAUAAACAUUUAUGAGGUUAUGAAGCCCCCGGCAGAAGUGGUGCCCGGGCACCUCAUCACACGACUACUGGACACGAGACUGGUCCACCACAAUGUGACACGGUGGGAAACUUUUGAUGUGAGCCCUGCAGUCCUUCGCUGGACCCGGGAGAAGCAGCCCAAUUAUGGGCUGGCCAUUGAGGUGACCCACCUCCAUCAGACACGGACCCGCCAGGGCCAGCAUGUCAGGAUUAGCCGAUCGUUACCUCAAGGGAGUGGGGAUUGGGCCCAGCUCCGGCCCCUCCUGGUCACCUUUGGCCAUGAUGGCUGGGGACAUGCCUUGACCCGACGCCGGAGGGCCAAGCGUAGCCCCAAGCAUCACCCACAGAGGGCCCGGAAGAAGAAUAAGAACUGCCGGCGCCACUCGCUCUAUGUGGACUUCAGCGAUGUGGGCUGGAAUGACUGGAUUGUGGCCCCACCAGGCUACCAGGCCUUCUACUGCCACGGGGACUGCCCCUUUCCACUGGCCGACCACCUCAACUCAACCAACCAUGCCAUUGUGCAGACCCUGGUCAACUCUGUCAAUUCCAGUAUCCCCAAAGCCUGUUGUGUUCCCACCGAACUGAGCGCCAUCUCCAUGCUGUACUUGGAUGAGUAUGACAAGGUGGUACUGAAAAAUUAUCAGGAGAUGGUAGUAGAGGGAUGUGGGUGCCGCUGAGAUCAGGCCUUCCUUGGGGACACACACACACACAAACACACACACACACACACACACACACACACACACACACACACACGUCCCAGCCACUACUCACCCACACACUACACAGACUGCUUCCUUAUAGCUGGACUUUUAUCUUAAAAAACAAAAAAAACAAAAAAAAAGGAAAAAAAAAAUCUAAACAUUCACCUUGACCUUAUUUAUGACUUUAUGUGCAAAUGUUUUGACCAUAUUGAUCAUAUAUUUUGACAAAAUAUAUUUAUAACUACGUAUUAAAAGAAAAAAAUAAAAUGAGUCAUUAUUUUAAAGGUAAA